Solanum dulcamara is the source of this 2160-nucleotide messenger RNA. RefSeq lists its product as uncharacterized. The record is from RefSeq and is a predicted model, not a curated record. The transcript is spliced from 4 exons. The coding region runs from base 65 to 937 and encodes 290 amino acids. Lineage: Eukaryota; Viridiplantae; Streptophyta; Magnoliopsida; Solanales; Solanaceae.
CAUAAGAAAUAUUUUCUGUAUUCCAUCAGCUUCCUCCUUGUGAAGAUAGAGAGUAAAGAAAAAAAUGAUACUAAAUUCUGCCUUUUCUGGAUUUGUUCAAUGGAAAAUUCCGAAGAAAAUGGUAUAUUUCACUGCUUCUGCUACAAAUACUUUAGACACAGAGAAGCUACGAGAACAAUUAGACCAUCUUCACAAGGAAGCACAAACCACAAGAAAUAAAGCAAAUAAUGCAAGAUCGAGGCUACUUCGUCUGUCUGAAGCAGCAGAGAAAUUUCGGCGACAAGCAGCCAUUAGUGUUCGAACAGGAAAGGAGAAUGAUGCCAGGGAGCUACUUUUUCAAAAGAAGAAGAUUAUGCAAGCCAUGGAAAAGUCAAAGAGUCGCAUUGAAUUGCUUGAUGAACUUGCAGCAAAGCUCAAUGAGGCAAUAUCUAUGAGGGAGAAGCAGUUGAUUGGAAAUGUUGCUUUAGACCUUGAGAUUGCUAUAGAUGAUGCUCCAAGUCCCGUCCGAAUAGUAUCACCAAAGGAUGAUAAUGCAGACAAUUCAGAUGAAAAUGAAGACUUUGACCAGGAAACUAUAAAAUUAGAUGAUAGCCAAGAAUCGCAAGCUCCCUAUGAUGGUAAUGCAGACCUUAAAACUGAUAAUGAAUUGAAAAAUCUCGAGGCAUCAACAAGUGGGAACAUUUCCAAGGAAGCCGACAGGAUCCAUAGUUUAAAGGGGGUAUCUUCAUAUGAGGAGUUUUUGGAGCAUAUAGACCAACAACUAAGAGACAUUGAAGUAGAACUUGUCACCUUUUUGAGAUUUUCAUCCUUAAUACUUGAAAGCAAAGAUAAACUAGAAAACUCAAAGGUACAACAAGCACUGGACGUUCUUGAGGGUGUUCAUCAGCUUAGAGGGAGAAUUGAAAGCAUGGUGCAGAAAAAAGCCAGUGUACAUUGAAGCUUUUUUGCACUAUAUGCAAUUCCUUCCAUGGCUUAUGUAAAGGCGAAAGUUCAAUUUCCUUGCGAUUCCUGUUGGUGGUGGGACUUUGCUAAGAUCCUAAGCGCUCUUUCACUGGUGGAUAUGAUAUUCAUCAUGUUCUUUUGUAAUAUAUUUCUACACUCCACCAACUCUGUCAAAUCUCCCUUUUUCAAUUGUAUAUUCAAGCAAUCAUAUCUCCAGUAUCCUUUCUGCAUCACUACGUGCUCUAUGAGGUGAUUCAAUUUUAUAGCUGUUUUUUUUUUUUACAAAGUUUCAUCUGAUAACCAAAUCCCAACACAGCCUUUGAUUCUUGAAUUCAAUCUUUUGUUGGCAUUUCUUUUCCAUCUCAACAGUGAAGAGCAUCAGAAAAUGCAUUGAUCUCCUGAAAGCUAAGGCUCUCUAUUUCCCCCUGAUGCAUUGAUCUCCUGAAAACCAAGGCUCUCUAUUUCCCCCUGAUGCAUCUUGUCUAGCAUAAUGUCAGUUGAUUGCUGUUGCUUAUGUUGUCUGCUUGUGGGAUUACACUGGGUACGUUCUUGUUGUUGGUUGCUGUGCUUAUAUUCACGAUAUUCCCCAGUUCAUAUUAACUUGUCAUCACUUGUCAUCGACCAUUCAUCGCGGGGUCUGGCAGUAGUAAGUUUUCGACAGUUGCUGAUAUGCAAGAUAUCAUACUGAUUGGUGAUUUAGUAGAUGUCAUCUUUUCUUAUUUCCCUCAUCUUCUUGAGCUUGGAUAUAAUGUACUCAUUUACCGCAGCAGUAGAACAUUACUUAGCACGGUCUCUAUACUAUUUCAUUGAGCUGAGGGUUUAUCGGAAAGAACAUCUCUAUUUUCUAAGGGGUAAGGUCUGUCCUACCCUCCCCAUUCCUCACUUGUGGGAUUACAUUGGAUAUGUUGUUGUUGAUCUAUGUACUCCGAGAAAACUAUAUAAAACAACUAUGCUUCAACCCCGAACAAGUUGAGGCUAGCUAUAUGAAUCUUUACUGACCAUGUUUAAUCCCAUUGGUUUUCGUAAAUUAACUUUCAGGAUAUCCAUGGUAAAUGCACAUAAUGUAGCUGCCUCUGUGUCCAAUUCCAGUUGCUGAAGAUCCUAUACAAGUUCCUUUUAUUUGUUUAAGAUUCUGAAAGUUGUAGCAUACCCUCUACUGAAUAAUCUUCAAAUACUGUAGACAAUGGUAUAUUCUUAAUUUUGUUAUUAUUUCACUGA